AUGGAUUUCAACAGUCUUAAAGACCAGGUGAGCAACCUGACCUUGUACGACAUCAAGGCGGGUGCUCGCAAGUUGCAAAAUGCUGUCAUGAACUACACGGAAAUGGAGUCCAAGGUCCGAGAAGCCACAAACAACGAACCUUGGGGCGCAUCCUCGACUUUGAUGCAGGAAAUCGCCAAUGGCACGCAUCACUAUCAAUUGCUCAACGAGAUCAUGCCUUUGAUCUACAAACGGUUCACAGAAAAGACGGCAGAAGAGUGGCGGCAGAUAUACAAGGCGCUGCAACUUCUCGAAUUCCUCAUCAAGAAUGGUUCUGAGCGGGUCAUUGACGAUGCUCGGUCUCACAUGUCUCUUUUACGAAUGCUUCGCCAAUUCCAUUAUAUCGACCCCAAUGGCAAGGACCAGGGUAUCAAUGUCCGCAACCGAUCGCAAGAACUAACCAAACUACUCGGCGAUGUCGAUGCUAUCCGUAACGAGCGCAAAAAGGCUCGCGCCAACCGCAACAAGUUUGGCGGUAUGGAAGGUGGCGGCAUGGCAGGCGGAUUAUCCGGACAGGGAAGUGGACGAUACGGCGGGUUCGGUAGUGACAGUUAUGGUGGAUAUAGCGGAGGAGUGUUUGGUGAUGGUGGCGGGUUUGGUGGAGCCAGCAAUAUCAGUGAUAUAAGCAGGGAGUCCGGCCGACGAAGCAACCGGUUUGAAGAGUACGACGAGGGCGACGACGAGCUUUCGGCACCGAUACGGCGACGAACGGAACCAAAGCCACAGGCCAAGGAGCCCGAACCACCCAAGCCAAAGGAAGCAGAUUUGUUUGAUUUUGGCGAUGAUGAUGAGGUCACCUCCACUGCUGCUGGAAAACAGCCGGCUGCUGGCAAUAAUGGAUUGGACAUACUUGGGUCGGGUGCGGAUGAUGAUGACUUUGAUGACUUCCAGUCGGCAUCACCGGCCGCCGCGCCGUCUGCUCAGUUCUCGGCAAUUUCUCCUCCUGCGUCGACAGUUACAACCACAUCAAGCACCCAGUUCGCUGCCCCCAAGCCGGUGUCUGCGUCCCAAGGUGCCGACUUGAGCGGACUUGCUGGGUUCACUUCUGCCACACCCACGCCGACCGGUUCCGCCACGAUAUCGCCGCCUCUUUCCUCAGCGUCUUCAUUUGCUGCACCCCUGCAACAGCAGCCUGCUAUCAAGCCAACAGGAUAUCAAGCAGUAACACCAAACUACUACACCUCGGUCAAUACCAACGUGAACCAGCCCAUCUCGCCAUCGGCCGGUGGCAGACCUGGUCUCCACCAGACCACUUCUUCGUUCUCCUCUCUGACCGCAUCUUCUGCAUCACCAGCUGCUGGAGCUGCCAAGCCGGCAGCGUCGAAAUCAUCUGGCGGCGACGCGUUCGGAUCUCUCUGGAACACAGCCAGUGCUGGCGCCGGUAUUCAAAAGAACGCGCCCAACAAGGGACCUAAUCUGGCAAGCAUGGCCAAGGAAAAGUCCAGCGCGGGCAUUUGGGGCACCCCUGGUGCAGCUUCAUCACAGCCAAAGCCUCCUGCCCAAAGCGGUGGAUCAGCCUUUGACGAUUUGCUGGGCUGA
Molecule: messenger RNA, 1578 nt
Organism: Talaromyces rugulosus
Lineage: Eukaryota; Fungi; Ascomycota; Eurotiomycetes; Eurotiales; Trichocomaceae
Exons: 5
Coding region: 1-1578 (525 amino acids)
Biological process (GO): Golgi to endosome transport; endocytosis
Cellular component (GO): plasma membrane; clathrin vesicle coat; endosome
Molecular function (GO): clathrin binding; phospholipid binding
Source: RefSeq, a predicted model, not a curated record